Molecule: messenger RNA, 2320 nt
Organism: Cannabis sativa
Lineage: Eukaryota; Viridiplantae; Streptophyta; Magnoliopsida; Rosales; Cannabaceae
Exons: 7
Coding region: 502-2010 (502 amino acids)
Molecular function (GO): protein binding
Source: RefSeq, a predicted model, not a curated record
UGAAUCUGAAUGUUUUUUUAAUUUUUUUUUAAAAAAAAGCUGAAAAUGUUAUGGGUUUUUUUUUUGGGAGAAAGAUUAGAAAAAAAGGUUAUGAUUCUCUCUCUUUUGUGGGGCUUUGGAAUCAAUCUCAAAAACCAGUCACUCAAGCUUUUUUAUUAUUUCCAUUAAUUUUUUAAUCAAAAUUUUCUACUGAGAGAGAGAAAGAUGAGAGCUUUGUUGUUGCUUUACUUUCCCAUUUCUCCUUUUCCUUCUUCCUUUGUCUCUUUCGUCUUUUGCCAUUCCACUAAACACUCACUGCGCUUUCAUUCAAAGUAAAAAGCCAGUGGUUUUGGGCUAAGCUCAAAAACCCCACUCACUCACUACUACACUCAUUGAUAUUACCAUUACCAUCUUACUAUAUUCAUAUUUAGCAAAAAAAAAAACCCAGAUAGAGUUAGGGUUUUUGUAAUGCCAAGAGCUUGAAAAAAUUCAUCUUGUGGGUUCAUUUUGAAGAUUUGAGUAAUGGGUCAAAACCAGCUUUUUCUGGGUUUCACUCUUUUGGUUGUUUUAUUUGGAUGUGUCUCUUCAGCUUCUACUAAUGUACCAGCAAAGAUCGUUACUGGGUUUGUGUCAAAUGCUGUAUCUAUGGCUAUGAAAUCUAUAUGGUCACUCAAACCGACAACAAAAACAGCUAUUACUGGUCGUCCUUUGAUGAAGUUUGAGAGUGGAUAUAAUGUGGAGACAGUGUUUGAUGGAAGUAAACUUGGGAUCGAGCCUUAUUCUGUUGAAGUUUUACCCAAUGGGGAGCUUUUGAUUUUAGAUUCUGCCAAUAGUAAUCUUUAUAGGAUAUCUUCUUCUCUAUCUCUUUAUAGUAGACCAAGGUUGGUGGCAGGAUCUGCUGAAGGGUACUCUGGACAUGUUGAUGGGAAGCCUAGAGAGGCCAGAAUGAAUCAUCCAAAGGGUAUUACAGUUGAUGAUAGAGGCAACAUUUAUAUUGCAGACACUGCAAAUAUGGCAAUCAGGAAGCUUAGUGAUGCUGGUGUUACAACGAUUGCUGGUGGCAAAUGGGGUCGCGGGGGAGGUCAUGUUGAUGGACCGAGCGAAGAUGCAAAGUUCUCUGAUGACUUUGAUGUGGUUUACAUUGGAAGUAGUUGCUCAUUGCUUGUAAUUGACAGAGGAAAUCGAGCUAUCAGGGAGAUUCAGCUCCAUUUCGAUGACUGUGCUUAUCAAUAUGGAACUGGUUUUCCUCUUGGGAUUGCAAUGCUUCUUGGUGCUGGUUUCUUUGGCUACAUGUUGGCAUUACUGCAACGCCGUGUGGGUACCAUUGUCUCUUCGCAGAAUGAUCUAGGCCCCGAGAAGACGAGCUUUACAGCAAGUGCAUAUCAGAAGCCUCCAAAAUCAGUCAGGCCACCUUUAAUCCCAACAGAAGACGAGCCGGAGAAACAAGAAGAGGGGUUCUUUGGAUCGAUUGGAAAGCUAUUGGUAAACACUGGAACAGCUGGGAUGGAAAUUUUAGGUGCAGUCUUUCCUGGCUUUCGAAGAAAACCACCUUUGGACUAUCAAUAUCAAAAUCUACAACAGCAAAAGCAUUUGAAUACUUGGCCUGUGCAAGAAAGUUUCAAUAUACCGGAUGAGGAUGAGCCUCCUUCCAUUGAAACAAGAACCCCAACACCUCGGAAAACAUAUGCUUUCAUGUCCAAGGAUGCUGAAAAGUUGCAACAAUUGCGUCAGAGCCGAGCCUUUUACAAUGGUUGGGACGAUGACCUUCAGCAGCAGAAACAACAGCAGCAACAGCAGCAGCAUCAGCAUCAUCAGCAGCAGCAGCAUCAUAACAUGUACCACUCAUCUGUGCCACAUACUUACUACGAGCAAAAUGAGGAAAAAACCAACGAAGUUGUAUUCGGGGCAGUUCAGGAGCAUGACCGAAGGCGCCAAACUGUGAUCAUUAAACCAGUUGACUAUGGGGCUCCCAUGUUUGAUCAUCACAACAUUCGAUCUAGAAUCAAUUCCAUGGGCUUUAAUAAUAACUAAGGCAGAUGAAUGAAUGAUAUAUAUACAUAUAGAAAUUAUUAGUUUUGACUUAAUUUGGAGCACAUAUAUAGUAUUGAGUAUUAUUGAGCAUGGGUUCUCUGGAGAUGUAGAGGGUCAUGUCUAUUGGGGUGUGAGGUAUACUGAAUCUGUUCAAUGUAAUCAAGGCUGUUAUUCAAAUAUUGGUUCAGCACAUAUAUUAAGGAAAAAAAUCUGGGCAAGCUUGUUUACUUAAAAUGUAAUUUUUAUAGGCUGUUCUCUGCUGAGGAAUCGAAAAAAAUAAACACUAUUAAUAUGCUUGAAAGAGCCUAAA